AACCGCUGCCACCGCUACGGCGAGGAUGAAGCUUGGAGGGCAGUGAUGACAUUUGUACCGCAACUAUAGUAUGGUGGAUACCCCGCUCACCGUGCCGCCGAGGAGACACUGAAACUUCGCAUGGCGAGUCAACCCGGUUCGGAGCGACGUGCGUUCGCUCUGAAAAUCAACAGGCACUCCUCGGCCGAGAUCCGGCGCCACUUCAGCCAUGGCUCUCCACACAACACCCUGCAGCCCCCGCACCACUACCACCCGCCCCCGCACCACAGACACAGCUCCAGCACCGGGGGAUCAUUCUGCUUCAGCGUGCCUGCGUCGUAUGAUGCGGUGGAGCCGGUGGACCUAGAGGAGUUCCUGUGUAGCCAGCUGCGGGGGGGAGACAUGGAGCUGAUGCAGGAGCUGGGGGAGUUCCCUGACGACGACCUGGAGGUGGAGCUAGUGGAGCGAGAGUGCCGCACCGUGCAGCACUCCGUACCUGACGACGGGGCAGAGCUUGACCCACAUGUGAGGGACUGUGUCCAGAGCUACACACAGCCUUGGCUAAUCGUCAGCAGGAGAUGUCAAGGCGAUGGGUGGACGGCCUAUUCGGAACGGGCAGGCCUUCAUAAGCAGUUACAGAGGCAAGUCUUCGAGUCAGACCUGCAGCCUGGGAAGCAGGAGCCAGCGGUGAGGUCACCGUCUCUAGCAGCGUUGUGCGACGAGUCUAGCCGCACCACGCUCACCUCGGCAGACUUCAACCUGCGCGCUCUGCAGCCUGACGCGCGCGUGGACAGCCUGCUGCGCUUCAGCAACCCAGAAGACCUGGACCGCUUCAACCAGGAGGCGCGAAACAGCCAGAGACACCCGGAGCUCUUCGCCCUCUACCCACCCGCAGACGAGGAUGAUGCAGUGGAGAUUCGUCCCAAGCCGGAGUGUCCCAGGGAGCACAUCGGUCACCGCAUCUAUGUCCGCUGCCAGGCCAUCAAAUUCGAGAUAGAAAUUGAGCCCAUAUUUGCGACCAUGGCCCUAUAUGACCUCAAGGAAAAGAAGAAGAUCUCGGAGGACUUCCACUGUGACCUGAACUCUGACUCAAUGAGGGGUUUCCUGCGCGGCCACACGCCCCGCAUCGACCCUGCCAGCCAGGCCAAGGCCGCCAUCUUCUCCAUCACGCAGCCAUCCCCGGACAUCUACCUGGUCGUCAAGAUUGAGAAGGUGCUUCAGCAGGGGGAGAUUGGCGAGUGUGCAGAGCCCUACAUGAACAUCAGAGAGAGUGAUGGGGCCAAGAGUAAGGAGAAGGUUGAGAAGCUGCGAGGCCAGGCGGAGCAGUUCUGCCAGAGGCUGGGUCGUUACCGGAUGCCCUUCGCCUGGGGGGUGGUCAACAUCACCAGCGUCUUCAGCGCCACGCUGGAGAGGGACGCAGACACAGACAGCCUCAACGGCAAAGGCAGUUUAGAAAGGAGGGCGUAUCUGCCGAGACGGAAUUCGGACCGCUUCUCCUUCAUGGAGGAGCAGUUCAACCUGUCGUCAUUCAAACCUGCCAACAUCACCAUCAACACACUCUUCAAACAGGAAGGAGACCGUCUUAGCGAUGAGGAUUUGUUCAAGGUUCUGGCUGACAUCAAGAGAGCGUCUGUACAGCGGCGGACAAAGACGAUACCAGGUAUAAUCAAGCUGGAGGUUCUCCCUGCUCCAGAGAACAUGCCGGGUUGCCUCUCUCCUGAGCUCAUCCCAGUGCGGCCCGUACCGGAGAAGAACCCGCGGCUCAUCAAAGAGGUUCUGGAGUUCCCCUCCAGCGAUGUCUAUGUCCCGCACUGUAUUUACAGAAACCUCCUAUUUGUCUACCCUCAGCGUUUGAACGUGGCUAAUCGCCUGACCUCGGCCAGGAACAUUACCGUAAAAAUCCAGUUCAUGAGCGGAGAGGAGCCUAGCUGUAUUCUGCCCGUUAUAUUUGGAAAAUCCAGUGGACCCGAGUUUGUUUCAGAGGCCUACUCAGCAGUGACCUACCACAACAAGUCUCCAGACUUCUACGAGGAGGUGAAGAUCAGGCUGCCGGCUAAACUGACGGAGCGCCACCACCUGCUCUUCACCUUCUACCACAUCAGCUGCCAGCAGAAGCAGAGCCAGGCCGGAGCCGUCGAGACUCUCGUCGGAUACUCAUGGUUGCCCAUAGUCCACAAUGACCGUCUGCAGACGGGACAGUACUGCCUGCCCAUCGCCCAGGAGAAACUACCCGUCAACUACUCCCUGCACUCCCCAGAGAGGAUCCCAGCUCAGGUGCCUCCAGUGAAGUGGAUGGACAGCCACAAGGGGGUCUUUAACCUGGAGCUGCAGGCUGUCUCAUCCGUCCACACCCAGGAUAACCAUCUGGAGCGCUUCUUUACGUUGUGCCAUGGGCUGGAGGGCAAGGUCACCUUCCCCAUCCGCCUGGGCGAGGAAAAGAUCCCAGAGAACAAGGUGGAGAAUGAGCUGAAGCUGAGCAUCGUGUCCCUCUCCUCCUCUCGCCUGGAGCCGCUGGUCCUCUUCCUCCACCAGGUCCUGGACAAGCUCUUCAGACUCAUCAUGCAGCCCAUGGUCAUCGCAGGGCAGACUGCCAACUUGGGCCAGAUAGCCUUUGAGUCAGUGGUGUCCAUCGUCAACAGCCUCCACAACAGCCAGGAGCUGGAGAGGGACCAGCAGGGCAGGAACUGUCUGCUGGCCAGAUACCUCUACUACGCCUUCAGGCUUCCCGACACACAGGGGGACAUCAUCACCACAGGUGGCCACCAGCUGCAUGGUGAGGGUGGUCGCUAUAGCACGUUGGGCAGGGCCACUGCCAACACGGUGGGCAGCCUGCUGCUCCAGUCCAGGGUGCGCAGCAGCAGCAACCCUGACAUCCCCGUGCCUCAGUCCCCAGAGGACGCAGAGGUCAAGGACAUCCUGGCCAACAAGGGAAUUAAUCACCCCAGUUUCCGCAUGUCAACAUAUGAUGCCAGCACUCACCAGCAGGGGCCGACAAAAGGCUCCAAUAAAAAGCAAUUCCACGAGGAGCUUGCCCUGCAGAUGGUGGUCAGCACAGGAGUAUGCCGGGAGAAUGCCUACAAAUAUGCCUGGUUCUUCUUUGAACUCCUGGUGAAGAGCAUGGCGCAGCACAUCUCCCAGAUGGACAGGAAGGCAGUGGCCCGCCGGAGCCGCUUCUCCGACCGCUUCAAGGAUGACAUCACCACCAUCGUCAACGUGGUGACUGCCGAGAUCAGCAACAGCCUCUUCAAACAGAAGGAGACGGAGCAGGCGGAGAAGAUGAACAUCAGCCUGGCCUUCUUCCUGUACGACCUGAUGUCCCUCAUGGACAGGGGCUUCGUCUUCCAGCUCGUCAAGUCCUACUGCAACCAGUUAAGUGCCAAGGCGGUUUCCAUGUCGACGGUGAUCAGCGUGCGGUUGGAGUUCCUGCGGAUCCUCUGCAGCCACGAGCACUACCUCAACCUCAGCCUCUACUUCAGCAGCCCUGCCUCAGCACCCGCCUCCCCCUGCCCCUCCAUAUCCUCACAGACAUCGAGUUCCUGUAGUUUCCAGGACCAGAGGAUCUUGUCCAUGUUCGACCUGUCGGCCGAGUUCAAACAGCAGCACUUCCUGACGGGCCUCCUGCUGACGGAGCUGGACGCAGCCCUGGAGAUGGAGCACGAGGGCGGUAAGGUGCAGCGUAAGGCCAUCAAUGCCACCUACAGCCUGCUGUGUGCCCAUGACCUGGAUCAGCGGUGUGCCAGGCCUGAGGUGCGUGCCAAGAUCGCAGCCCUCUACCUCCCCCUGGUGGCCAUCAUCAUCGACUCCAUCAACUCACUCGACUUCACAGUGUCAGACCCGCGCGGUGGCAAAGGCAAGGGCGGCGGGCCGGACGAAGACCCAGACAACGUCAACCCCAUCAACCAGACCAUCGCCAUGGCAAUCGCUGGCAACCCCUUCAACACCUUGGCACGCAACGCUCUGGCCUCCAUGGCAUCUAUGUCUCAGAAGGCCCCCAGCACCUUGACGGCGGAGACCAGUCGUAACCUGCUGGUGUGCUUCCUGUGGAUCAUGAAGAACUCGGAGCAGAGCCUGGUGCAGCGCUGGACGGCCGACAUGCCCUUCGCCCAGCUCAACCGCCUGCUGGAGCUGCUGGCCAUCUGCGUCUCCUGCUUCGAGUACCGAGGCAAGCCGAGUUCGGACAAGGUGAGCACCCAGGCUCUCCAGAAGUCGCAGCAGGCCAAGGCCCGUCUGGAGGAGGCCCUGCUGGGGGGGCAGGGGGCACGCGGAGAGAUGAUGAGGAGAGCAGGGGGUAAUGACCGCACGCUGGGCUACAAAGAGAACCUGCGCUGGAGGAAGGACCUCACACAGUGGCGGCAGACAAACGACAGGCAUGACAAGUCCAAAACCGAGCUGGAGCAGGAGGCCAUCAUUAGUGGUAACCUGGCCACGGAGGCCAACCUCAUAGUGCUGGACCUGCUGGAGAUCAUUGUUCAGGCGACGCCAUUGGCUGAGUGUAAGGACAGUGUGGUGGGCGGGGUUCUGAGGGUGCUGCUCCACAGCCUCACCUGCAACCAGAGCACCAGCUUCCUGUCCCACUGCUUCAGCACGCUCAGGGCCCUCAUCAUGAAGUUUGGUGAGCUGCUGUUUGAAGAGGAGGCGGAGCAGUGUGCCGACCUGUGCCAGAAGGUCCUGCAGCACUGCAGCAGCAGAGUGGACGGCAACCGCAGCCAGGCCUGCGCAACACUCUACCUUAUCAUGAGAUACUCCUACAGCUCCGCUAGUAACUUCUCUCGGGUGAAGAUGCAGGUGACCAUGUCGUUGGCAUCGCUGGUGGGGAAGUCUUCUGACGUGCAGGAGGAGUUCCUGAGGCGCUCCUUCCGCACCAUCCUGGCCUACGCCGAGGAGGACGCCGAGAUGCAGAGCACUCAGCUGCCAUCACAGGUGGAUGAGCUGCUGGGUAAUCUGAAUCGCAUCCUGUCAGACACUGUGAAGAUGAAAGAGUUCCAGGAGGACCCAGAGAUGCUGAUGGACCUCAUGUACAGAAUCGCCAAGGGCUACCAGACGUCGCCUGACCUGCGUCUGACCUGGCUGCAGAACAUGGCGGAGAAGCACGGCGGCAGGAAGUGCCACACGGAGUCGGCCAUGUGCCUGGUGCACGCCGCCGCCCUGGUGGCCGAAUACCUCAGCAUGCUGGAGGACCACAAGUACCUCCCUGUAGGCAGCGUCACCUUCCAGAACCUGUCUCCUAACGUGCUGGAGGAGUCUGCGGUGUCUGAUGACGUGCUGUCCCCAGACGAGGACGGAGUGUGCUCAGGUCGCUACUUCACAGAGAACGGCCUGGUGGACCUACUGGAGCAGGCUGCCGAGCUCUUCAGCCAGGGUGGUCUGUUUGAGGCGGUGAACGAGGUUUACAAGAUCAUGAUCCCCAUCCUGGAGGCCCAUCGAGACUUCCGCAGGCUGGCCUCCACACACGAGAAGCUCCAGAGAGCCUUCGAGAACAUUAUACAAAAGGGACACAAGAGGAUGUUUGGGACUUACUUCAGGGUUGGCUUUUACGGUAGCAAGUUUGGAGAUCUGGAUGAGCGGGAGUUUAUCUACAAAGAGCCGGGCAUCACGCAUCUCCCGGAGAUCUCACACAGGCUGGAGAACUUCUACAGCCAGUGUUUUGGAGAUGGCGUUUUAGAGAUGAUUAAAGACUCUACACCUGUGGACAGGAGCAAACUGGACACAAGCAAGGCCUACAUCCAGAUCACCUAUGUGGAGCCGUACUUCGACGACUACGAGAUGAAGGACCGGCUGACCAACUUCGAGAAGAACUUCAACCUGCGGCGCUUCAUGUACACUACGCCCUUCACCAAGAGCGGCCGGCCGCGCGGCGAGCUCAACGAACAGUACAAGCGCAAGACCAUCCUCACCACAGCGCACUCCUUCCCCUACGUCAAGACGCGCAUCCACGUCAUCCAGAAAGACGAGUUUGACCUGACGCCCAUCGAGGUGGCGAUUGAGGACAUGCAGAAGAAGACGAGGGAGCUGGCCGUGGCCACACACAGGGAGCAGCCAGACGCCAAGAUGCUGCAGAUGGUACUGCAGGGCUCUGUAGGGGCCACCGUCAACCAGGGUCCACUGGAGGUGGCUUCUGUGUUCCUGAAUGAGAUCCCGGCGGACCCCAAGCUCUUCCGUCACCACAACAAGCUGCGCCUGUGCUUCAAGGAGUUCAUCAUGCGCUGCGGGGAGGCCGUGGAGAAGAAUAAGCACCUCAUCACUCCGGACCAGAAGGAGUACCAGAUGGAGCUGAAGAAGAACUACAACCGGCUGCGGGAGAACCUGCGGCCCAUGCUGGAGCGCAAGAUCCCCGAGCUCUACAAGCCCAUCCACACGCCCAAGCCACGACUCGAGAGGGAUGCCAGCAAGCGGCACAGUUUCCGGCGAGGCCAAGAGGAGAAUUCCUGAGUGUGUGCGGCUGAUGUGAGGGGACUGCCAAGAAACUGCUCCUCUCCUCUCCUCUCCUCUCCCCUUCUCAGGCAGAAGCUACUGUACUACUGCUGCUAAAUCCCGAUGCAACAGCAUGCAAUGCGGCCCCGUUGGGACUACAGAGACAGCCAGUGUGUCCACACACACACACACACACACACACACACACACACACACACACACACACACACACACACACACACACACACACACACACACACACACACACACACGCACAAUGCCUCUGUGCACAUGCCACACACACACUCAAGUAUGCAUACUAAACUGUUGCUGUGCAAGACAAAUGUGCAAGUGCUCUGGCAAUGGCAGUGUUGCACACUUGCAUGAGACUUUCACCCCUUUGCCCUUUUGUCCCAUUGCUACCACUUCCAAUCGUUUUCCCCCCCGACCUCGAAGAAGAGUGGAAGAUGAAACGAAACGAAGUGAAGUGUGAGUGAAGUGCGAGUGGGGAGAAAUGGGACGCAGCCUUAGACUCGCUUGGGUACUCACUCACAGGAGUGUAUACUUCAUCAGUGUUUUGUCUGCCAGGGAAUUUGCCCCCCUGAGUGAAUAAUGCCAUUUACUUUGUGUAGGCUUUUUUGGAAACACUUUAUAACAGCGGUACAUGUAAACCUUCAUGAACACUUAGUAAAUAACUUGUUUGUUCAUUAUUUACUACAUGUUAAUACAUGAUUUACUAAGUGUUAAUUAAGGUUUAAAACAUCCAUUAUUAUAAAGUGUUACUUUUUUUACAUGCCUGAACAGAAUUUAUGAAUGGCGUGUCCUUGUGUUGUGUAACUGGAGCGGGAUUAUUGGACGCCUGAUGUCUUAAACCAUAGAAUGCCUUUAGAAUAGUUUUUUUUUAAAGGCCCAGGUACUGGAAAAGUUGCUGUAAACAGAAACAAAAGUGAUGAUGUUGAUAAAAACUUGGGCAUUUGCAUUUACAUUGCCAUUUUGUUUGUGUAUGUAUUUUUUUUAUUAUUUGAAUGUUUAAAGUUUGAUUUGGCAGUUGAGCUGAUUUGCACAAUUUAACACUGGUCAUUUCUGCCAGUCAGGUCAUUUCACAAGAGUAAUUAUUCAUAAUUAUUCAUAAUAAUUUUCAGUUUCAUUAUAUUAUUAUUAUUAUUUUUACCACAGAUUAUGAAAUAAAUAGCGCAAAAUCAUUUAACACAGGGAAAAAAUGCUACCUGUUGCAGGAUCUGUAUAAAACGAGUGAGAGAGUAAGUGUAAGUGAAUGAGAAAACGUCAAUCAUGCAAUCAACAUACACCCCUAACUUUUGUAACUUUUGUCUGUAGCCUACUGUAGAUGUUGUAUCUGGAUAAAAAUAUAUUUUCCCCUAUUUUUCUGUGAAAAUAAAUAACAAAAGGAAAAUAAGCACAGUGUACUUAGAUGUAAGAGAGUGACAAUUUUAUUCUUUUGUCUUUUACAGAUUUAUUUUUGUGUUUGUGUCUGCCUAAGGCUUCGGACUAUCUGACUUCCUCAUUCCAAAACAGCAGAUGAAAUAACAUGUGCCUGAUUGUGUCAACAGUAAAUGGUGUGAUCUGUGAAGUAAAGGUACCAACCCCACAUAACAACCUGUUACAUGUCAGUCAGUAGCUGUACUUUUCCAUUGCCUCCGCUGUUUUUCUGUUUUGUUAUUUUACAGCAAUUCAAUGCACUUCUUAUUAAUAAAUACUGAG
Messenger RNA from Engraulis encrasicolus (European anchovy), 8109 nucleotides. RefSeq names its product dedicator of cytokinesis 8 (gene dock8). Gene Ontology annotation, molecular function: guanyl-nucleotide exchange factor activity. The transcript is spliced from 49 exons. Gene Ontology annotation, biological process: positive regulation of establishment of T cell polarity; small GTPase-mediated signal transduction; positive regulation of GTPase activity. The record is from RefSeq and is a predicted model, not a curated record. The coding region runs from base 121 to 6408 and encodes 2095 amino acids. Gene Ontology annotation, cellular component: cell leading edge. Lineage: Eukaryota; Metazoa; Chordata; Actinopteri; Clupeiformes; Engraulidae.